AUGCCAGCCAUACUUCUCAGAGCCGUGGCCAGAUCUCACCGUAUAUUAUCAAAAGCACAUCAGUGCAGAAGAAUUGGUCAUCUAAUGUUAAAACCACUUAAGGAAUUUGAAAAUACCACAUGCAGCACACUGACAAUACGUCAAAACUUGGAUUUGUUCCUUCCUGAUAAAACAGCUGGUGGUUUGAAUAAAUCUCAGAUCCUCGAAAUGAACCAAAAAAAAAAAAAAAAAAGAUCAAAUACUAGCAUGCUCUCUCCAUUAAAUGCUGCUCGUUGCCAAGAUGAAAAAGCACACCUUCCAACCAGGAAAUCCUUUGGUACUCACAGGAGAGUGACCCACAAACCAAAUCUAUUGGGUUCUAAAUGGUUUAUUAAAAUAUUAAAGAGGCAUUUCUUAUCUGUAUCAAUGGAAACAUUUGUUCCAAAACAAGACUUUCCACAGAUCAAGAGACCACUAAAAGCAUCCAGGACCAGGCAGCCAUCCAGGACCAACCUUCCCGUUCUGUCUGUGAACGAGGUAAAGUGGGGGUGGCCACGGCUCUUGUGCUUAGUGAUCAUUGCCCACGCUAAACCAGUGUGCGUUUGCACCCCAGCCUUACCACCAACAUAA
Messenger RNA from Gorilla gorilla gorilla (western lowland gorilla), 609 nucleotides. Its product is annotated as required for meiotic nuclear division protein 1 homolog. Bases 1 to 609 code for a protein of 202 amino acids. The record is from RefSeq and is a predicted model, not a curated record. Lineage: Eukaryota; Metazoa; Chordata; Mammalia; Primates; Hominidae. The transcript has a single exon.